CACAAAGUGAGCUCUUUCUAUUAGAAAAAGAUAAGCCACAACAGAUCAAGAAAAGGUUUUUAGAUUGGCUGUAUGUCUUGGUCCAAACCCUAAACUGUAGGUCCAGGUAUGCCCCAUUUACCAAAUGCUCUGGUUGACCAGACCUUUGGACGAUUUAAAGUUACACGAAAUCCAUUUUACCUUCUUUGAUCUUAGUAGGUUCAUUUGGGAAAAACACUUCCGUUGAUACGCGUUUUUUGAUUGAAACGCUUGAGAUUCUCUUAGAAGCUAUAGUGAUUCCUACAAACACCUCUAAAGCACUAGAAAAUGUUUACUGAAAGCACUUCUAACUUUUCGUGUCAAAUGUUUUCGAUUAUUUGAAAGUGCUUUUUAUGCUUUUAGACCUUCCAUAUCGUUUUCCUUGAUAGGGUAAAUCAAAAAAGGUCAAGUAACAAGGACAAGUGGAGGACUGCAAAAGAAGAAAACUGAAAUGCGAAAAUCAUUAUUUGUCUGAUUUUUAAUAUAAGCUUUGAAACAACCCAUAUUCUUCCAUAUGUCACAAAUCUGAAGUGCGUGCUUGGAAAGCAGUAGUUUGGUCUUUGGUGAAUGAGAACAAAGCUAGGUCAUGCGGCUCACCUAAUGCUUACAUUUCAUAUAGGUUACUUUUUUUGCUUAAAAAAUAAUUGUUCUGAGAGCCCAAAGUAUAUGGCAUGUUGAUUACAACAGCUGCAUAUUAUUCUUAUCAACUCCCAUUGCAAUAUUGAAUCAUUUGUCAACUUCUUCCAGGUAUAUACAUCUACUCAAACAUUCGUACGAUCACACCACUACUUUACCUGUUUUCUUCACCCACCUAGAACUAGAGAGAGAAACAGAAAAAAGAGGAGAGAGAUGAAGGCAUUCAUAGGUUUCAUCAUCGUCUUCAUCUUUGGCUUAUCAGCCACUGUGAAUUCACAAACAGAUUCCUGCAGCUCAACUCUUAACCUGCAGAAUGUCAAUCUGCCAUUUGAUGCAGCUUCCCUCAAUUGCCUUGCUGUUUGGGAUGCUCACAACUACAUCCUCAGAUACUCACAGACCUCAUCAAACCUAUGGACCUUUGUCCUCUCAGCACCAGCUGCAAAUUCAUACAUUGCAAUUGGGUUCUCAAGCAAUGGCCAGAUGGUGGGGUCCAGUGCAAUUGUGGGGUGGAUGUCCCCAACAGGAGGAGAGAUCAAGCCGUAUUACUUGGGUGGGACCUCACCUAACCUUGUGGAGCCCAACAAGGGGAGCCUUCAAAUUGGAAGCAACUUUUCCUUAUUUACAUCCCAGUCCAACAGAACCUACCUAGGGUUCCAAUUGGAGACCAACCAGCCACUAUCAAGGCUCUUAUACGCUGUUGGGCCAGAUGGGUUGCUGCCUGUGGCUCCAAACUACAGAUUGACCGAGCACAGUGACAAGGUCUCCACAUCCGUAAACUAUAUCACAGGUCAAAGUAAAUCGAGCUCAGAGAGUCCAUACUCGAGACUAAGAAAGAGCCAUGGAGUACUAAACAUGCUAGGAUGGGGCAUUUUGAUGAUAAUUGGAGUAAUAAUUGCUCGUUACCUAAAGCCAUAUGAUCCACUUUGGUUUUAUCUUCAUAGUUUCAUUCAAUCAUUUGGAUUUAUAUUCGGAAUAAUAGGUGUUCUAUGUGGAUUUGUCUUGAACAAUAAGCUCAAUGCUGAUGUCUCCACCCACAAAUCUCUUGGUAUCUUCGUUCUUGUCCUCGGUUGCCUUCAGGUUAUGGCUCUUUUGGUUCGACCGGAGAAGGAAUCAAAGGUUCGAAAGUACUGGAAUUGGUACCAUCAAGGAGUGGGAAGGAUUCUGAUCAUAUUUGCAGUAGCAAAUGUUUUCUAUGGAAUCCAUUUGGGAGAAAAAGGGAAGGGAUGGAGUGCUAGCUAUGGUGUUGUUAUUGCUAUCUUAUUUGUUACUGCUUUUAUUUUGGAGUUGAGAUUGUGGCUUAGAAAAUAAAGAGUGUUUGUGGGGAGCACUUUUUUUUUAAUUAAUUACUAAUUAGGUACUGUAAUUAGAAACUUUUAAUUUAUCAGACCAUGAAUUUGAAGGUCAGUUUAAUCUGGUUUUACA
Molecule: messenger RNA, 2076 nt
Organism: Pyrus x bretschneideri (Chinese white pear)
Lineage: Eukaryota; Viridiplantae; Streptophyta; Magnoliopsida; Rosales; Rosaceae
Product: cytochrome b561 and DOMON domain-containing protein At3g07570
Exons: 4
Coding region: 868-1962 (364 amino acids)
Source: RefSeq, a predicted model, not a curated record